UCUAGAUUGGGCUUAGGCCGUCCACCCGAUGAGACACGACUGGCGAGUAAGCUGCGUGGUUUGGGUGAGCGAGAAGAUGAUGCAGGAACUAGUCAAAGACUCCAGCAGAUUAUCGCCCAAAACAGUUUUUUCUUGAGGCAGAAAAAACAGCAAGUUGAGCGAUUGCUUCCACCGACCGGGCGGUACUGUAACUCGCUCAUCACCGACGGCUCUUUUUGGAAUCCGGAGUUUUUGUCGAAAUUCGAGUUGCUGCAACGAUGGCGGAACUUUCUAGCAGUGCAGAGUGGGAUCCUGUUAGUCCUGGGACCCGAUGCGCCAGUCGAAGAUCGGCUCAAGGCCAUCCUUCCGACUAAGAACGCGCCUUUUGCAAUGGCGCACUACGUGAAUGGGAGAGUCGAUGAUAUCGCCUCCGUUGUCGAAGUAGUGAAUGAGGCGGUGAAAGGACAGCAAGAAUCCGACGGAAGCUCCGAGAUUUCCUUGAUUCUGAUUCUGGGUACGCAAGCAGAAUACGCCACAGCACUGGGGCUGCAGGUCCACUGUCUGGCUCCAGUUGUGGAUGGUGGGGAGAUGAAAGUCCUGCCUCAAGACGAAGAUUUCGCUUUACAACAAAGUAGUGCGAUUACCUGGAGACUUCUCACGCGAAACUACGACGAUGCGGAUGAUUUGAUGCUAAGCACGACUAGCAGCUCGUCUAGUGAGCAAGGUGAUGUCGCCGAACAAACGAAGAUCACUGAUUUGGGCUUAGCAGAAAAUCGCGCACGACCUGAAUUUGUGAUGAAUCGAGCAGAAGGCACGACAGAAAAACGCAUCCUGCAGAAGGGUCGUGGACCAACAACAAGAACAAAUAAUGCAGAGGUGGUGGCUUUAUUCGACGACGAAACAACAUCAAGUUGUACGUUCAAAUCUCUGGAUCUAAACGGCCCCGAAUGGGAAUUGUUUGUGCAGCCAACCGCCGAAGGUGGCGGCGAAUUAGAUGACGACAAUAAGCUACUCCUUUCUCUCGGGAAUAUCACAGUCCCUUUUGCACCUCAGAGUGCGCUGUCUGGUCUCCAAACGAAGAUAUCAGACACGGAGCGUCUUUUCUACAAACGGACUGGUGUGAGGUUGCCGAAACUCCCUGUUAGUAGUGGUGCAACUUCCAGCACUAGUUCUAGUACCACAAAGUGGAAACUCCGCUUAGUGGUAGAUGGUUGCGACUGGGCAUGUGAGGUUUUUCUAAAUGGCGAGUCCCUCAUCGCGCAUCAAGGUGGGUAUGACCGAUUUGAGGUCGAUAUUCCCUCAAAAUUUGUCCAAGCUUCGGACAAUAACAAACCUCUAGAACUAGUUAUCACCGCUUGGGACCCAACCGACAAGGGCUGUGAAUUCGUGCAGAGUCCUCCAGUACCGUGCAUUGAAUGUUAAGGUUAGUGUUAGUGGUGUUGACAGUGAUUGUAAAUGUAUCUUUCUACCUACAACAAAAUGAAACUGCUGUACAACUUACUACCUUCUCAAAUUCUAAGAAUCCUGCCAAAUCGCUACGCAACCGAGAGGAAAGCAGACGCUAGAGCCAGGUUUUAUCAUGUACAGUCCGGUCACUGGUAUCUGGCGUGGCGGAGUCUGGAUUGAGACGGUACCGGAUUGCAACCUGUUGGACUGGAGUUGGCAGUAUAGUGCAGUCGACAAAAAACUCACACUCUUCGGUUUCGAACUAUCCAGUGGAUGCAAAAAGAUUCUUUCCGGUAGUGGUCGACAGCAGUUGGAAUUGAGUGCAACUUUCAAAAGUUCAUCCUCUAGCACGACUGCUUCUGUUUCUUCUAGUUCCAGCCCUCAAGAACUAGUGCGGACGGGAACCAUCACCCUAGACGCAGGCAUAGUUGGAAACGAAGACACAUUGGCGAAGAACUACCAACAAAGCGAGAUCGUAUUUGAAAACCUUGUGGGCUUCGAGGAGUGGGACGUCGAUCAUGCGGUCUUGCAUUCACUGACUUUAGAACUGCAGCUAGUAGAUGGACAACAACAACAAGAACAGCAAGGUACAGCAGGUAGUACAGCGGUCUCAGGAACAAUAGGACUGCUCAAGACUACACAGCCUUUGUUCACGUUGCACCACUCACUUGGUUUGCGAGAGCUAGUUUUGGAGAAAAACCAGUUGUACCUCAAUGGCAAACUCUUCUUCCUUCAUGGUGUACUACAUCAAGGAUACUGGCCAGAAAGCUUGUUGACGCCACCAAAUGACGAGGCUGUGUGGCAGGAGGUGCGCGCGAUGCGGGCAGCCGGCUUCAACACUGUUCGCGUUCAUAUGAUCGUUUUCCCGCAAGUUUUUUACGCCGCUUGCGAUGCAGUGGGGCUUCUAGUGAUGCAAGACAUGCCGAAUGGUGAUGGUCGCGUCAUCCCAGCUUGGGAUAUGCACCGUCGAAAUCGACAGAAGGAUAUGGAGAACAACACAGGCUUUGACGAGAUUGUAAUUAUGGCUACAGCGGACGAGUGCAGGUAUAAUUCUCAACAACGUCAUUCUUGCUUUUUUUCAAGAUGAAAAAGAAGGCAAGUUGUAGGAAGAUGUUCUACUCAGGGAAGAUGCGAUAGAUUGCGAACGCAAUACAUAGCUCUAAAGUAAGGUCCAAAGAAAGCUAUGCAAAUUUUUUGGCUGAGUUGCGUGCCAUGAUGUUUCAGCUGAAGAAAUUUUGCAGUGUGGUCGUGUGGGUCCUGUUCAACGAAGGGUGGGGACAAAGCAAAACGCUAGAAACCGUUCAACUCGCGAGAUUCUGGGAUCCGACGAGGCUCAUAGAUGCAGUCUCUGGCUGGAACGACCCACUGCUAUUCGGCGAGCCCUAUCCGAUCAUACAAUUCGAGGAAUAUUUAGAUACGCAGGAGAAAACGCAAUUUGCCUUCGACAUAGGAGAUUUUUUCGAUGUGCAUAACUACGAAGGCAGCCCAUUCCAAAACCUGACGAAAACUUUCGACGUUUAUUAUGGCUGCAACAUCAGUGAUGUAAACCUCCUAAAGGCUAGCUUCAUCCAUGUCUGUACAGUUGAUGUAUCUACUACCUUAGCUUCUUCUUGUUUCUCAGAUGAAAAAGAGGUAACCAGAUGAUCCUAGGCUCUACCCACGACAAGAAGGAGAAGGAUGAUGCGACUGCUCAGCACUGCCUUAUAUUUCUCUACUUCUAAGUCUCUCCCUUUCCUCUAGCCAACAGACCCAUUUUAGUUGGGGAAUAUGGCGGCAUAGGGCAUUCGCUAUCCGAAGCCCAUGAGUAUGACCCGGAUGCGAGUUGGGGUUACGGCAACGUUAGGCGAACACGGCAAGGCUUCCUGGAGGCAGUUGGUGCCGUAUUCGAUCGAUUGAGGAUACUCGCGUGUAAAAAGGAGUACAAUUAAGGCUUAGAUUUGAGGAUGAAGAAUUUUCAGCGAGGAGAUAGAAGGUGAGAACUAGCUACUUCUCGUGGAAGAUGAAGUAGAAAAUGACCACUAGGACUACUUCUCCUGUAGUAUUAAUACUACCAUGAUAAUCACAAUUUGAUCCUCUUUUUCUUUCGCUUGCUUCCUCUAAUCUGCCGUCGUUGGUGGUGUCUAUACCCAAUGGACAGACGUAGAGACGGAGAUCAACGGUUUAGUAACCUACGACCGCGUUCCGAAGAUGAAGAUGAGGGAUCUGCGCGAUUUGAGCGAGAUGCUGCAGAAAGGCUAUCACAGCUGCACAACAGCACGCUGGUCAUUGCAGCUUGCAAGAGGUGAGCUACCUGGAUCGAAGGCUAACAUAAUCGCAGAAGGAGCAGAUGAGAACGAAUAGACUUAGACUUUAGUCAGAACAAACAUAAAGAUGGUAUUAUCGCUAUAAUUGGAAGUCGAAGACAAUCUAUCACCCGCAUGUUCACCGCCAGCAAGAAGCACUUUCAAGAAUUCUAGAUUGAUGGCGAAAAAUGAAGGGGCACACUCACACGGACACCAUCAAAAUUUACCAAAUAUUCUACAGGAGAAAUCUUCAAAUGCCAAUGAAACUGAAAUGUUCUUAGGAAAAUCGAUUUAUCGCCAUGAUCGCAUGUUGAGAAAG
Molecule: messenger RNA, 4026 nt
Organism: Amoebophrya sp. A25
Lineage: Eukaryota; Dinophyceae; Syndiniales; Amoebophryaceae
Source: the annotation of a GenBank genome assembly